UUCAGUUCAAACAUUUCAUUGCGAAACUUUCCGUAUGCGGUGAAGUAUUGUAAAAUGUUGCUGUGCUGUUCAGUAUUUCGAUAUAUGUAAAAAGUUUGACCUAUAAAGCAAAUAGUAGUGGAAAACACGGAAUCUCUAUAGUUAUUGACUCAGCGAUAAAAGCAAUCACUAAGUGGCAUUUAAUCGGAUCACAAAGCAGCGUUGCAUCGCGAAAAAAAAACCAACAUGGACGACAUCGACGAUUUUUUCGAUUUCAGUAAACCAUUCAACCGAGUGGUUAUCUCCGGGGGUUACUGCAACGCAACAGUAAUCGAGGAUAAAACCAUUUUCAACAAAUUGCCCGAACGCGAAAAGUUGGGCAAGGACUAUGCGGGGAAAUUUGUUAAGCAGGAAGAGAAUCAACUUAUCAAUGCUUUUAUGUCUGAGGCUGGUCCAUCAACUUCUCGCGAUACAAACCUGGAGGAUGUCGACGAUGAUGCUUUGAUGAACGAUGAAGACGAAGAGCAUACCAAAGCACUGAAGGCGAAAGAGAUGAUGGGACCGCUUUUUCAGCGGUACAAUUUUACCGUGAAACAUAACAAACUCCCGAUUCGCCAAUCAAAAGAUUCUAUAAUGCAGCUGAUUCGGGCCAACGCGGUUGUAAUUCUGAAGGGACCCACUGGAAGUGGUAAAACGACGCAAGUGCCGCAAUACAUCCUUGAGGAGGCCUAUCAACGAAAGGAGUACUGCAAUAUUAUUGUCACACAACCGCGUAAAAUUGCCGCUAUGUCCAUCGCAAAACGCGUUGCCGACGAACGAAAGUGUGAACUGGGUUCAUUGGUUGGUUAUAAAGUUGGUCUUAAGGAAAAACUGGGUGAGGACACCCGUUUGCUAUUCGUGACAACUGGUGUGUUGUUACAAUCGCUGAUUACUUCGAAAUCAAUGUCAGCUUACACACAUAUUAUUUUGGAUGAAAUUCACGAGCGAGAAUCGGAUAUGGACUUUUUGUUGAUAGUCGUUCGCCGUCUGCUGGCAACUAAUUCCACUAAGACCAAAAUCAUUCUCAUGUCAGCUACUAUCGACGCGAAAGAAUUCUCAGAAUACUUCAAAAUUCCAAAAAAGUCCGGUUAUCUGACCGCUCCCAUUCUGUCUGUCGACCGAUCCAGACAGUUUGUUAUAAACGAAUACUAUUUCGACGAUUUGGACAAACUGAAAACGGACUUCAUGAUAGAGUACGAUAAUCCACAUAUUUCUGAAAAUAUGUAUUAUCUUGCGGCCAAAUUAGUGUUGGUAUGCGAUCGCUUGAAUAUUGAUAGAUCGGAGAUUGACAGUAAUCUGGCGUACAAACCAUCUAUCAUUGUUUUCCUUCCGGGAUUGAAUGAGAUCGAGCGAAUGAAGGAAUGCCUAGAGGAACUGUUAGGACGUGUUUGUCACAAAGAACAUAGACCCAAUUUACUGAUCAAAUGUCUUCAUUCUUCGUUCACUACGGAAGAGCAGGCCCAAGUCUUCGUGCGCCCUGGUCCUGAUCAACGUAAGGUCAUUCUCUCGACUAACAUUGCGGAAAGUUCUAUCACAGUACCGGAUAUAGGAUAUGUCAUUGAUUUUUGUCUGCAUCGUCUUCAGUUCACCGAUACCACAACGAAUUUAACCUCGUUACGUACGGAAUGGGCAGCACAGAGUAAUUGUAUUCAACGUGCCGGUCGUGCUGGACGUGUAAUGAAUGGUCGCGUGUAUCGAUUGGUGGAUCGUCGGUUCUAUGAGCAGCGUAUGAAUCUUUCAACCUCGCCGGAAAUGGUUCGCUGCCCCCUGGAAAAUGUGGUUCUCAAGGCUAAGGAACUCGAAAUGGGCCCACCACAUUCCAUUCUCGCCCUGGCGAUGAAUCCUCCCGAUUUGAGUGACAUUCGGAAUACCGUCCUGCAGCUGAAAGAGCUUGGUGCGCUGCUGAAAAUGGUCAAAGGCAAAUAUGAGCAACUGGAUGGAGAUUUGACGUAUCUGGGCAGAGUUGUGUCAAAAUUGCCAAUCGAUUUGCGUAUGGCCAAGCUGAUUGUAUUGGGCUAUAUUUUCAGCGUGAUGGAUGAUGCAAUAAUCAUCGCUGCGGGAAUGAAUAUGAAGAAUAUAUUCAGAAAUCAAUCCACUGUGAAGGGAUAUUCCCAGAAAAUGUACUGGGCCGAUGGUUCAGGAAGUGAUGGAAUCGCUAUUCUGAACGCAUACAUUGCUUGGAGAAGCCGGAAGGAGCAAACCGGUGAUGGCGGAGAUAUGCUAAACUGGUGUCGUCGGAUGUCGUUGGAUCAAAAAUCGCUGCAGGAUAUGGCAGAAUUAAUUCGUGAUCUCAAAGAUCGCCUGAACAGGGUCGGAAUGAAGGAAGUGUCCGGAGCGAAUCGAGUCUCGUGGACAACCCGCGAGAAGACUGUAAUUUUGAAAGUCAUAAUGGCUGGAGCGUUCUAUCCGAAUUAUUUCGUACCCAUGACGGUGGGUGGCAAGGAAAUGCUGGAGCGACAAUCUUUCACCGAGCUCGGCGGACGAGAUCCAUGUAAUACGGUUUUCUUCACCGGCUUCGAUCAUGAGCGAUACAUUGGACCGCUGUACACGGUUCAGAUCAAAAAAAUCCUCAGUGAGGGCGAUUUCUCCCGGCAUCAGAAUAUGAAGGUGAUGUACGACCGCUCCACGAAUCGCAUUUUCGUCACAUUCCGGGGCAGCAACGACGAGAGUGACCAGCAUGGUACGUUCAUGCCAGGUAAGGUGCACACGGAUGUGUAUCGUGCGAUCAAGCUGCGCAAGAUGGGCACAAGAAACCGUACCACCGAAAUCCGAACUAUGCGUCAUAACGAUGCGAUUGAGUUUGCUACGCAAAUGCAUCUUGGCCACUGGGAGGACGCGAACGGAUGGGUUCCCCGAAAGAAAGUAAUUAAAAACGCACAACUAUCGGUGGUGCCACCAAUUCACCGGUCUAGUGUUGUGUGUCAGGUGACGCACGUUGUGCACUGCAAUAAAUUUUACUUGCGAAACGAGGAUAGCAAAAAUAAGGACAUUUUCGGCGAAAUUCAUUCCCAGCUUAACGCUCCUUCUCGUAGACUUAAGCGCUUUGAUCCGGAAUGGCACUUCGCGGUUGGACAAAUGGUUGCUGCUCCCGUUCAGGAAGGCAGCGACCAAUACGCUCGAGCUGAACUGAAAAGUUACAGAAAUAUUCGAAGCACGGGGGACGGACUUUGGACGGUGUUCUUCUUGGAUUACGGCCACAUACAAAAAAUGGGAGAGUCGGAUUUCAGACAGAUGGAUAGACAUCUUGAAGCUCUCAAGGACAUUCCCCAGCGUGUGUUCGAAGCUACACUAUCCGAGGUUCAACCAUCUCCUAUAAUUUCCCCUCAGGGUAUAUGGACUGCACAAUCGAUCAACAUUUUCAAGGAGUUGACACUCGGUAAAAUAUUCGUGGCCGAAAUUUACUCAGUGGUGCACAAUGUGGCAAGUGUAACUCUCAGAAGGGGAGAUGAAAAUUCGAUAAAUUCUGAACUGAUUCGACGCAAGUUUGCCCAGUAUGCAGAAGAAAGCUAUAUGUCCAAGCUAGACCAUGAUUUACGCGAACGAAAGCAGCGAGAAAUUUCUCUAGAUGAAAACUAUCGAAUGGAGGUGUUCCGGUCGGCCGAGAUGAAUCAAAAUGCCACUGAAGAAGACGAACUCGAAGAUAUUGCUCCUCCCGAGGAAAAGCUCCGCUGCAGAGUGGUUCUCUCUGGUCCACACAGCCCCCUAGAAACAAGUGCUUCGUCUAUCAUACAAUGUAGCGUGAUGAAGCCUGUGUCGAUUGAAACUGAAUCCGUCAAUUCCGUGCUGCUGGACUCGAAUCCUCAGGACUCACACGAGAAGCUGAUUACGGCAGGUUCUGUGAACGAACAAGGAAACCGAUUGAUACUUCGUCAAACUUCUAUAAUGCCCAACAUACCCGGAUUCGGCGCACUGAUGACACUGCUCUUCUGUCCAACCUGUCAACUGAAGAAGGACGAGGAAAAAACUCGAGUGGUGAGUCUCGUGGCAGGAUUAGGUUGCGACAAGACCACUGGACAAUCUUUAUAUCCCGAACACGAUCUGGCACUCGCACUGGAUGUCGUGAUCUCCGAUGAUGAUAUUUCAAAUAUCAACGCAUUGCGCUACACCAUGGAUAGCAUCCUGCACACCGAUCAAGAUCAAACCAUACCCAAGUUUGGAGAUGUAUCUAUUGAGAAACUGAAAGUCAGCGUGAAGCACAUCAUCAUUAAAAUAUUGGAAACGGAACGUAAAUUCCUGGAUGUACGUCAUGCUCCGAACAAUUACUCGUGGAAGGUCGAGGACGACGCCGCUCCCGGAUCAUCCUCGAAGACUAGCGGAGACUUCAACAUUUACAGUAAUGCUAUAUUCCCGUUGUUGAAGCCUCUGAACCUGUUGCCGGUUAAUGCCUCGCAGAUCGACCGCUUGAAGAAGCAUUGCCGCGAGUUGCACAAGUUGGCGCUCACUGAUAUUCAUCUGCCACGUGACGGUAUCACAUGCCGAAUGUGUAACACAAUUCUGGAAACGUUGCCUCAGUUGCGCAUUCAUCUUUACUCGAAGCUGCAUCGCGAUCGCGAGUCCCAAAUCAGGUUCCGAUAAGGUACAUCAAAGCAUUGCAUCGGGUAAUGUAUUACUAACCAUGGACAAGCCUAUCAUCGUAGGCUGCAUCAUUUUCCUUUAUUCCAUUUUCAUUUUAUUCAUUUGAACAAUUUUGUUUAGAAUUUCAUUCGAAUUGAACUUAUUUCCGAAAUACUUUUAUCUCCUUGAUAUGGACACAAUAAAUAACUCGUACCAUUAUUGGUGUUAAA
Messenger RNA from Toxorhynchites rutilus septentrionalis, 4802 nucleotides. It is a transcript of the gene spn-E, whose product is annotated as probable ATP-dependent RNA helicase spindle-E. The record is from RefSeq and is a predicted model, not a curated record. Gene Ontology annotation, cellular component: intracellular anatomical structure. Gene Ontology annotation, molecular function: ATP binding; RNA binding. Bases 226 to 4593 code for a protein of 1455 amino acids. The transcript is spliced from 7 exons. NCBI's taxonomy places the organism in Eukaryota, Metazoa, Arthropoda, Insecta, Diptera, Culicidae.